Molecule: messenger RNA, 1197 nt
Organism: Kwoniella botswanensis
Lineage: Eukaryota; Fungi; Basidiomycota; Tremellomycetes; Tremellales; Cryptococcaceae
Exons: 2
Coding region: 1-1197 (398 amino acids)
Biological process (GO): ribosomal small subunit assembly; rRNA processing
Cellular component (GO): CURI complex; UTP-C complex
Molecular function (GO): nucleic acid binding
Source: RefSeq, a predicted model, not a curated record
AUGCCCAAAACUAAGCCUCCAGCAACAUCAUCAAAAUUGACAUCGACAAUUACGUCGAAAUCAAGGAAGAGCAACAAUCAAUCAAAAUCAAAAUUAUAUUCAAACUUCCUACCUAUCCCUCUACUCCUGCCUUCACCUUCAUCGAGCAAACCAACCACGCACUAUAUAUACGUUCGACCACACACUUCGAAGUCCUCUACUUCCGAUGGGAAAGCGGACUUACCAGAAGAUAGAACACUGUUCGUCACUAAUUUACCUGUAGAUGCGGGAUUGCAAGAUCUGAGGGGUAUAUUCGGUAAAUGGGGGGUAGUGGAGGAUAUCAAGAUGGGCGGGUCGCAUGGAGGAGAUAAUGUCUUGGAGAAAGCGGUAAAGGGAUUAGAUGUAGACUCGGAGUCGGAUUCCGAUGAAGAAGGAGACGAAGAUGAUGAUGAUGCUGAGCCCAAAGAAGGAAGAAAAGAACAGGAUGAGGAAGAAGGGGAGAACACAAAACCCCAACUACAAUUUCAAGGUGAUAUACCAAUCAAACUCACCAAGAACCAAAGACGUCAACAGCGUCGAAAUGCCAGAAACGCUUUACCCCCCAGUGUACCUGAGAUAAUCAAUCUACCAAAUUUGAACCCUCGUCAAUCUCCUUUAGGAAUAUCGGGAAGUCAUUCGUGUCAUAUCAUUUACCUAGAUCCGAUAUCAAUCACUCGUCUAAUGUCCUCCACCCCAUCUUCGAUAAAUCUCACAAAAUACCCUUCAGAACCUGCUGGAUUGGAAUACUACACAUCGUUGUAUAACACUUGUCGACCUGAUUUAAGUGCCGUAAAAGAAUAUGCAGAUUCCUCGAUGGACCGAUUCGAUCAUCUACAUGGAUUAUUACUUUCCUCAAGGGCUAAAGCUCAGGGCGCAGGAGCGUUGGUGGAUGAGGAUGGUUUCACGGUUGUGGUCAGAUCAGGCAGGUAUGGAAGAGCAGGUGCGAGAGGUGAUGAGUUUGGAACUGGAAAGGGCGGAGUCGGUGUAGCAUCGACGAACUUCCAGAAGAAGUUGAAGAAGAAGAAGGAAGGAAGUGGGGCAGGAGAAUUGAAGGACUUUUACAAGUUCCAGAGGAACGAGAGGAAACGACAAGAACUCGCCGAAUUGCGUUCCAAGUUUGAAUCGGAUAAACAGAAAGUCGAAGAACUCAAGAAGAAUAGACGAUUCAAACCUUACUAG